UUCAUUGAAUCAGCACUAGAAGGAGAAGGUGCCGCUCUUUCUCUGUUCCAAGUAGAGAGAGUGAGAGAGAGUUAGUGAAGAAGAAGGGCUAAAAUGAAGACAAUUCUCUCAUCGGAGACGAUGGACAUUCCGGAGGGAGUCCAGAUCAGGGUUCACGCCAAGGUCAUCGAGGUUGAAGGUCCACGGGGAAAGCUCGUCCGCAAUUUCAAGCAUCUAAACCUCGAUUUUGAGCUCAUCACUGAUGAGGCCACCGGAGACCGUAAGCUCAAGAUCGAGUCCUGGUUCGGCUCCAGGAAGACCAGCGCCGCUAUUCGUACGGCUCUCAGCCACGUCGAGAAUCUCAUUACCGGCGUCACUAAGGGAUACCGUUACAAGAUGCGAUUCGUCUACGCCCAUUUUCCCAUCAAUGCGUCUAUUUCCAAUACCAACAAGUCUAUUGAGAUUCGAAACUUCUUGGGCGAGAAGAAGGUGAGAAAGGUAGACAUGCUUGAGGGAGUUUCUAUUCUCAGGUCUGAAAAAGUUAAAGAUGAACUUGUUUUGGAUGGCAACGAUAUUGAGCUCGUUUCUCGGUCUGCUGCCCUGAUAAACCAGAAAUGCCAUGUCAAGAACAAAGAUAUCCGUAAGUUUCUCGAUGGUAUUUAUGUUAGCGAGAAGGGAUGUAUCCAAGUGGAGGAAUGAAGAGUGAUAUAAGGUUUGAUAGACACAUUUUUGAUAAGGUUUUGUUUUUAUUGUUGAGUUUAUUUGGGCAGCUCCUAAAAAGCCUGUUUUGGAGAAUGGAACGACAGUUUUGUAUUCUGAAAAUUAAUUACAAAGUUAUUGUUGGUGAAA
Molecule: messenger RNA, 828 nt
Organism: Humulus lupulus (European hop)
Lineage: Eukaryota; Viridiplantae; Streptophyta; Magnoliopsida; Rosales; Cannabaceae
Product: large ribosomal subunit protein uL6-like
Exons: 3
Coding region: 94-678 (194 amino acids)
Biological process (GO): cytoplasmic translation
Cellular component (GO): cytosolic large ribosomal subunit; ribosome
Molecular function (GO): rRNA binding; structural constituent of ribosome
Source: RefSeq, a predicted model, not a curated record